AUGCUUACAUGCCGAAUUGCUCAGAAUCUUUUAGAAGCAGGACCGGCACAUGUAGUUGAGAACCUAUUGCCGGAUUACGUGAAUGGAGAUUUAUCGGCAUUGUGUGUGUGGCCUGACCAGAUCCGACAUUGGUACAAGUACCGUUGGACCAGCCCUCUCCAUUUCAUCGACACUCCCGACCAAGCCUGCUCUUACGAAUUCUCCAGGGAUUGUCAUGAUCAACAUGGGUUAAAGGAUAUGUGUGUGGAUGGAGCAAUCCAAAAUUUCACGUCACAGCUACAGCAUUACGGUGAAGGAACAUCUGAUCGUCGAUAUAACAUGACCGAAGCCCUUUUGUUCUUGUCUCAUUUCAUGGGAGAUAUUCACCAGCCGAUGCAUGUCGGAUUCACAACUGAUGAAGGAGGAAACUCGAUAGAUUUACGUUGGUACAGGCAUAAAUCAAAUUUACAUCAUGUAUGGGACAGAGAGAUCAUUCUCACGGCUCUAAAAGAAUACUACGACAAGGAUUUGGAUCUUCUCCAAAAGGAUCUUGAGAAGAACAUCACCAAUGGGUUAUGGGACGACGAUCUAGCUUCGUGGACAGAAUGCAACGAUCUCAUCUCUUGUCCACACAAGUAUGCGUCGGAGAGUAUAAAGUUGGCAUGUAAAUAUGGAUACGAAGGCGUGAAGUCCGGUGAAACUUUAUCAGAGGAGUAUUUCAAUACAAGGAUGCCAAUAGUGAUGAAGAGAAUUGUUCAGGGAGGAGUUAGAUUAGCCAUGAUCCUAAACCUGGUUUUUAGUGAUACUCAUGCUGAUGUUGCUGCUACUUGA
Messenger RNA from Microthlaspi erraticum, 810 nucleotides. Lineage: Eukaryota; Viridiplantae; Streptophyta; Magnoliopsida; Brassicales; Brassicaceae. The record is from the annotation of a GenBank genome assembly.